AUGCAAAAGGAAUUUCAAGAAAAGAUUUUGAAGGUGAAACAAGAAUGGAAGGCCAAGAUGGAGCAGUCACAAAAAUCCGCCGUUAAUCGCAUAAUGCGAAACCAAUCCAACAUGGUGAAUGAUAUCGUGGCCAAAUUAUCUGGAAUGACCAGCAUGGAAGGAAAAGAACAAAAUACCGCAGUAGCCGAGACUUCUGAAUAUGCACCAGUACAGUCUGGUCCUAGAUUAGUUAUUUCAUCUGAAAAGCUCACUAGACAUCCAACAGGUUCCUCUAUUACUAAAAUUCAAAUGGCUGUCACAAACCCUCAGAACAACCUGAACGAAUACAAUGUACCAGAUCUUAAUGAGAUCGAGAAAAUGAAGAAUCAAGUGCCUGGACAUCUAAAAGAUUGGUGCAAAGAUUUCUUUAAGAAGAUGGGUGGGCAAGACUCCCAGGAAGGGAUAGACGCGGUAGAGCUAAGUUUGGUACCCGACUUGGUUUUACCACCUAAGUUUAAGAUGCAUGAGUUCGAGAAGUAUGAAGGAAAGACAUGUCCCAGUGCACAUCUAACAAUGUUCUGUAGAAAGAUGACCGGCUUCGUUAGAGACGAUAGUCUCCUGAUAUAUUACUUUCAAGCAAGUCUGACAGAAUCUGCCGCAAGAUGGUACAACCAAUUGACCCAGGCUAAAAUAAGAUCUUGGAAAGAUCUAGCCAAUGCCUUCAAAGAGCAAUAUCAAUAUGUCACCGACAUGAUGCCAUAUAGGGUUACUCUUGAAAAUAUGGAGAUGAAAAACAACGAGAGCUUCCGCCAAUAUGUGCAACACUGGAGGGAUAUUGCUGCCCAGGUCCACCCCCUAUUGGUUAAAAGAGAGUUCAUAACCAUGUUCAUUCAUACACUAAAAUCCCCUUAUAUUGAUCAUAUGUUGGGGGUAGCCACGAAAUGUUUCUCGGACAUAGUUAUGUGUGGGGAAAUGAUUGAGAGGGCAUUGAAGAAAGGCCAAAUUAUUGGUGGCCAAAACUCAUUAAAGAAACCCUUUGUAAAGAAGAAUGAAGGAGAAGUAAACAAUGUGAACUUCUCAAUAAAUAAACCGAAAGCUGGAAAUUUUACAACCAAGCGUGAAAACAAUAAUGAAAUAAUAACUUUCACACCUAUCCCGAUGACAUACAAUGAACUUUUCCAAGGGUUAGUCAAGUCACAUGUGGUGUCACCAAGAUAUGUGGAUCCGUUGGAACCGCCUUUCCCUAAGUGGUAUAACGAGAAUGAAGCAUGUGAAUAUCACACCAAUACCCAGGGACACACAAUCGAGAAAUACAUUGCUUUCAAAAUGUUGGUCGAAGAUUUGAUCAGGAGAAAGAUAGUGUCUUUUCAUGACUCAGAGGCACCAUGUGUUGCCGCAAACCCACUCUCAAAUCACCAAAAUCAGGGAGUUAAUGCUAUCAAUGAAGGUCGUAAGGUCAAAGAAAACAUUGAAGAAGUAAAGACACUGUUAAAAUGGGUGUAUGAACAGAUGAUCAUGAGAUGA
Molecule: messenger RNA, 1503 nt
Organism: Hibiscus syriacus
Lineage: Eukaryota; Viridiplantae; Streptophyta; Magnoliopsida; Malvales; Malvaceae
Exons: 1
Coding region: 1-1503 (500 amino acids)
Source: RefSeq, a predicted model, not a curated record